This is a messenger RNA of Bactrocera oleae (olive fruit fly), 387 nucleotides long. Lineage: Eukaryota; Metazoa; Arthropoda; Insecta; Diptera; Tephritidae. The record is from RefSeq and is a predicted model, not a curated record.
ACCACACCAGAAGAGGCCGAAUUAAGCACUGAAGUAUCAGCGGAAGCAACAGAAGCUCCGGCAGAAAAGAAACCCGAAGUAAGCACUGAAGUAUCAGCGGAAGCAACAGAAGCUCCGGUAGAAUCAACUACUCUGACUGCAAUAGAAACACCAGAAGAGCCCGAAAUAAGUACUGAAGUAUUAGUGGAAGCUACAGAAGCUCCGGUAGAUUCAUCUACUCUGACGGCAGUAGAAACUACCACACCAGAAGAGCCCGAAAUAAGCACUGAAGUAUCUGUGGAAGCAACAGAAGCUCCGGUAGAAUCAACUACUCUGACUGCAGUAGAAACUACCACAACAGAAGAACCCGAAGUAAGCACUGAAGUAUCAGCGGAAGCAACAGAAGCU